This is a messenger RNA of Helianthus annuus (common sunflower), 2331 nucleotides long. RefSeq lists its product as uncharacterized. Bases 209 to 2176 code for a protein of 655 amino acids. The record is from RefSeq and is a predicted model, not a curated record. Gene Ontology annotation, molecular function: protein binding. The transcript is spliced from 8 exons. Lineage: Eukaryota; Viridiplantae; Streptophyta; Magnoliopsida; Asterales; Asteraceae.
AGCCCUUGAAUGGCGAGGAAAAUCACAGUUACUUCAGGCUUCAAAGAUCACUCCGAUAAUCAAAGGUGCAGCCUCUGGUCCUGCAAUUCAACUGGUUCCCCCCAUUAAUCACAAUCACCACCACCACCAGCAGCAGCAUACAAUUGUUCCCAUUGUUACACCACCAUCACCCAACCUACCUCGUUCAGAUCUGCUUGAUGCUGAAAACAUGAACAGAGUGCCACCACCUCGUUCAGAUUUGCAUGAUGAUAGGAUGAACCACCCAAGUACAAGCUCUGAUCAUGCAAUUCCAGUCAAUCAUCAUCAGCAGCAGCAGCAGCAGAACAAUACUAUCAUUUCAAUUCCUUCCCAGCCAGUGUCACCACCAGCACCACCAGCACCGCCACCACCACCAAACCUACCUCAUUCAGAUCUAAUUCUAGGAAGUAGAGAAGAGUACAUCGAAGUUGGUGUUCCACUUUAUGAAGCAGCAAUCAAAGGAGACUGGAAGGCAGCUAAACCUUUUCUUGACAAACAACCAAAUCUGAUAUGUUUUGCUAUCACCGAAAAUUAUGAAACACUGCUUCACGUUGCAGCAUCAGCAGAAAGCACCAAGGCUGUGGAAGAAUUUGUGAAAAAUCUAGUAAAUAUGAUGGAAAAAAAGGAUUUGGAGCUACAGAAUAAAAAUUAUAAUACUGCUCUUCAUUUAGCAGCUGCAGCGGGAAAUAUAGAAACAGCAAGGACAAUGAUCAAAAAGAAUCCGGCAUUGACUGAAAUCCCUGGUAACAAUAGAACGAUGCCACUCUACAUGGCUGCUUUAUUUGCAAAACCUGAUAUGGUGAGGCAUUUGUAUGGUAUCUCUAACAAAAUGGGAGGCGAUUAUUGGUCAACUGAUAAUCGCGGUUGGGUCCUCCAAAAAUGUGUUGAAGGAGAUAUCUUUGAUGUUGCUAUACAAAUAGUUAAUGAUUGCCCCGAACUAUGUGCUAAGAAGGGCCCGUUACUUACUGACGUUCUCUUGGCUUUGGCUCAGAAGCCUAAAGCAUUUAAACGAACAAAAGCACCUGCUGUAUUCAGAAUCAUCAACUCAGUUUUUGAAUUGUUUCAUGUGAAGUUAUGGUCCAUUGAAAAAGAAAGGGAAGCACUGCAGUUAUUAAGAAUAAUUUGGAGGAAAAUUGCCAAAAUGAGUAAGACCGACAUUGAUGACAUAAUCCGAGGGACUGGUGUUACACAUACUACAAAGGAGGGGACUACAAUAAAACACCCUUCCCGAGUGCUUUUUCUUGCAGCUAAAAAGGGCAACACACCUUUUAUAAUUGAGCUAAUUCGGUUAUAUCCUGAUAUAAUAUGGAAGCAAGAUGACAAAAAAAAGACCAUAUUUCACUUGGCUGUCAAACGUCGUCAAGUAAAGACCUAUAAGCUAUUAUAUGAGAUUGGUGCAAUGAAAGAUUUAAUAACUCCUAUUAAAGACGAAAAAGACAAUAACAUGUUGCAUAUGGUUGCAAAGAGCGUUAAGCAAAAUCGAUUUCAAAAUGUGUCUGGAGUUGCUUUCCAAAUGCAAAGCGAGUUAUUAUGGUUCCAGGAGGUAGAGAAAAUGAUCCCACCUAACUAUAGGGAAAGAAAAAAUAAAGAUGGUAAAACACCACAAGAUCUGUUCACCAAGACACAUGCAGACUUGUUAAAAGAUGGAGGGGAAUGGAUGAAAAAUACUGCAUCUCAAUGUAUGGUGGUUGCAACCCUCAUAGCCACCAUUGUAUUUGCGGCGGCUUUUACACUUCCUGGUGGAUACAACGAUAACACUGGCCUUCCUUUUUUUCGCAAAGAACCAUGCCUCAUUAUUUUUGUGAUCGCGGAUGCUGUUUCUUUAAUAUGCUCAUCAACCUCAGUUCUUAUAUUCUUAUCUAUUCUCACAUCCCGAUAUGCGGAACGUGAUUUCUUGGAGUCGUUACCAAGAAAACUAGUGAAUGGUAUCGCAACACUCUUCCUCUCUAUUGUAACCAUGAUGAUUGCGUUUAGUGCCAGUUUCUUUGUACUUUACGAUAAGAAGGUGGAAUGGGUGCCAAUCACUAUCACCGGUUUGGCUGGAAUUCCGGUCAUUCUAUAUGUCACACUGCAACAUGGUCUUUUCAGGGAUGUUUUUAAGUCGGCGUAUCAAACCAGAUAUCUCUUUAAGCGCAAUAAACGUGUUCUUUACUAUUAACCCCACUGUAAUGUAAUGUAAUGUUGAUCUUCUUCCAAGUUUCAUCUACUUUAUUUAUGGACUACUUUUAUUCUUCUUUUGUCAAUUGAUGUUGAAUUGUUCGUUAAAUUGGAUCACCAACUCAAUUUCUAUUUCUAUUAUUUUGUGUUUGCAUC